This is a messenger RNA of Ectocarpus siliculosus, 984 nucleotides long. The record is from the annotation of a GenBank genome assembly. Lineage: Eukaryota; Phaeophyceae; Ectocarpales; Ectocarpaceae.
AUGGCGUGCUGCCACAGCGAGAAGAAGACCAACUCCAGCAGCCUGCCCGUCCCGCGGCUGCUACGCAGUGCACUUCUUCUUCUGCUGCUGCUUGUUCUCUCGCCUUCGGCGUUCGCGGUCACGUACAACGUUAGCGCUGAUGGCGACGGGAUCGAUCUUUAUGAGGCCAUGGAUCUGGCUGAGGCCGGCGAUACGGUGAACCUCCAAAACGGCACCUACGACAGCGCCCUGGUUUCCGUCAGGGACGGCGAGUUCGGCAGUCCGAUCACCGUGGCCGGCGGAGCCGGGGGCCAUCAUCAAGGGGUCCUCCAGCAGCCGCUCCGUGUUCAUCACGCACAGCUUCAUCACGCUCAAGAGGCUGGAAACUGCUCCACCGUGCAGCUGCCGUGCAGCUGCCAGAAACUACCCAAGGGAUUCAGCGUUGAGGGAAAGAUCGGGUCGAACGACACCGACCAGGCUUCUUGGGUGAACAAAUGCGUGUACGUGGAAGGGCCCGGGGCUAAUUCGUCCGCCGUCCUCGACGGGUUCGUCAUGGAGGACAUGGUCGUCCAGAAUUGCGGGGGAGAGUGCGUGCGCCUGAAGGACUCCGUAGUCAACGCCCAGGUCACAGGAAACACUAUAUCUCGAACUGCGGCGUCCACGACUACAUGUUCAACUCGGAGGACAAGAACGGAGAAGGGGUCUACAUCGGCACUUCCAGCACCCAGCUCCGCGGCGCAUCGCAUCCGGUACCCCCCAGUCACCAAAAAAGAAGCACAAGAGUGGACGAACGGGGAGGACACGUGCAACGGCAACGUGGUCUCCAGGAACCUGAUUUCCACAAGCGGUAACGAGUGCGUCGACAUCAAGGAGGGCUCCUCCGGCAACGUUAUCGAGGACAACUUCAGAAGCGACCAGCUGAACGCGGAAUCCGGCUGCUACGACUCACGGGGCGACGGCAACACCUUCCGGUGUACGGCAACGAUUUCUAUGCCGUCGGCGUAG